Messenger RNA from Morus notabilis, 3056 nucleotides. RefSeq names its product protein STRUBBELIG-RECEPTOR FAMILY 3. The transcript has 16 exons. Gene Ontology annotation, molecular function: protein binding; protein kinase activity; ATP binding. Bases 401 to 2659 code for a protein of 752 amino acids. Gene Ontology annotation, biological process: protein phosphorylation. Lineage: Eukaryota; Viridiplantae; Streptophyta; Magnoliopsida; Rosales; Moraceae. The record is from RefSeq and is a predicted model, not a curated record.
AAAAAGCCCCUGUGAUUGUCCCAAGUUCUUUUCAGUUUUCUCCUCAACACAAAGUUCUCUUCACUAUUCAGUACACUAGUCUGAGGACCACCCCCACUUCAUCAAGUCCUGGAUUUUCUUUGCCAUUUUCUGUGUCAGGAAUCUCGGUCCCAGACUAAAAUAUUUUUGUCAGCUAGUUUUUUUCAAGUGAAAUCCGUUUCAACCUUUUUUUUUUUAAACUCCAUUUCCUGUUUUCUGAGCUCAAAACCUUAAAGGGUUUAAAGGGUUCUUUUUCUUUCUUUUUGUUUUUUUUUGUUUUGUUUUGUUUUGUUUUUUUUUUUUUCUUUUGCCUUCACCGGGGCUUCUGUGGUUGAUGGUUGGUUUCUAUUCUGGAAUCAAACUCUACUGAGGCAAAGCAAAAAUGGGUUAUUUGAAGUGGGACAAAUUUUUUACUGGGUUGGUGUUGAUUUUCACUUUGCCAUUUUGUAGCGGAAUAACUGACCAACUUGAUGUUAUGGCGAUGAAUAAUUUGUACGUUGCUCUGGGAUACCCACCCCUUCGAGGGUGGCUUCUUGUUGGGGGAGACCCAUGUGGGGAAUUCUGGGAAGGAGUCGAAUGUGUCUUCUCAAACAUUACAGCAAUAAAACUCAGCGGUGCAAAUUUGGGUGGAGAAUUGGGUGAUGGCUUGCAAUUCCUUGGAUCAGUAAUACAAAUUGAUUUCAGCAACAAUCAUAUAGGAGGGAGUGUUCCAUCUGCUUUGCCCCCAACUCUCAGGAAUUUUUCUCUUUCAGGUAAUCAGUUAACAGGAAGCAUUCCAGAUGCCUUACCCGUUUUAAGUCAGUUGUUGGAAUUGUCGUUAGAUAAUAAUCAUCUCGUUGGAGCUAUACCGGAUGCCUUUCAGCAGCUUACCGUCUUGACACGUUUAGAUCUGUCAGGAAACAACUUAAGCGGUCAACUUCCUUCUUCGAUGGGAAAUAUGUUUGCUUUGUCAACAUUGCACUUGCAGAACAACCGGCUUGUUGGUUUUCUGGAUGUCUUACGGGAUCUACCGCUACAGGAUCUGAACAUUGAAAACAAUCUCUUCUCUGGACCCAUUCCUCCCAAGUUGCAGACAAUUCCAAAUUUCAGAAAAGACGGAAAUCCGUUCAAUACUACGAUUAUUCCAACACCUCAGGCAGCACCCUCUGCAUCUCCAGCCCGGGCUCCAUCUUCUCCAGAAGAACCACUGUGGCAUCGUGUGAAUGGACCUUCUUCUUCUCCUAUAAUCGUGAAGUCUGGGGAACCUAGGAGAUUUUUGAAUGCUAAGGCAAUAGUUUGGAUUGCCAUUACAGGGGUCUCAAUAGUUGCCACAUUAAUAUUGUGCCUUCUAUUCUCAAGAUGGUUCAAAGCGAAACGAAGGGACAAAAUUGCUAAGGAACAUUAUUUCGAUACUUAUAAGGGUUCGACCGAGAAGCCUAAACAUGAUGAAUCUUCAUUUCCGCGAAGUAAUCAAACAGAUACGGAAGUUGCAAAAGAGGCUGUUGUUAGACCACCAGAAAGAAGUGGAGUGGACAACCAAAGAAUGGGUUUUGUGCCAAAACUGAAGCAAGAACGGGUCAUGGAUGUGCGAAGAAAUACUCAAAGUUCAAUGUAUAUGAGGGAUAAUGAGAUCGACAUGACAGACACAGAUGAUGAUGUUUUGCCGCCGCCGCCUCCUCCUCCACCUUUCUCAACAGACAGUGACAUAGAAAACUCAGUUGUACCUACCAUUGUCAGUACUGCCGGACGGCCUAUGAAGAGUCGUAACUUGAAUUCUGUGAGAAUGUUUACCGUUGCAUCACUUCAGCAGUACACAAGUAGUUUCUCCCAAGAAAAUUUCCUUGGAGAAGGAAUGCUUGGUAGCGUUUUUAGAGCUGAGCUUCCUUAUGGAGAGCUUCUGGCAGUCAAGAAACUGGACAACACAGUUGCUAGGAAGCAGACAGAGGAGGAAUUUCUCGAACUGGUUUCUAAUAUCUCCAAACUACGACAUGCCAAUAUCGUGGAGCUUGUUGGUUAUUGUGCGGACCAUGGCCAACGCUUGCUUGUGUAUGAGUACUGCAGAAAUGGGACUCUUUAUGAUGCACUGCACGUGGAUGCUGAAAUCCAUCAGAAGCUUUCAUGGAAUAGGCGGAUCCAGGUCGCAAUUGGAGCUGCAAGAGCCCUAGAGUAUUUGCACGAGGUCUGCCGGCCACCAGUUAUACAUAGGAAUUUCAGGUCUUCCAAUCUUCUCCUUGAUGACAAGCUUGAAGUACAUGUAUCAGACUGCGGUUUGUCUCCAUUGUUGGCAUCUACCUCUGUGAGUCAGCAGAUAUCUGCAGGUCUCAGUGUGCAUGGUUAUGGUGCUCCGGAAUUCGAGUCUGGGAGUUAUACUUACCAGAGUGAUGUCUAUAGCUUCGGAGUUGUGUUGUUAGAACUCCUCACCAGGCGGAAACCCUAUGACAGGUCAAGGCCUCGCGGAGAGCAGUUUCUAGUUAGAUGGGCUGUCCCUAAGCUUCAUGAUAUUGAUGCAUUAUCAAGGAUGGUUGAUCCCUCUUUAUAUGGAGCUUAUUCUAUGAAGUCUUUGUCACGCUUGGCUGAUAUUAUUUCCUCAUGCUUACAGAGGGAGCCAGAAUUUAGGCCUCCAAUUUCUGAAAUAGUCCAGGAACUAUUACAAAUGACUUAGAAGAAGAGGCCCCAAGCAGUUAGUCAAGGAUUAAUUCUAAUUAGGCAACUAUGGGACUGAUGUGUCAGCUCUAGAUAAUGGCAGAUUUCAAUAUUUGAUUUUGACAGGAUCGAUAUCCUCUGAUAACAUAAUGUGGCCGAUUGAGUAUUUGUUCUUUUCAAGAACUUGCUAAUAUAUUGUUUUUAAACUCAUCAUUCUUUGUGGAUAUCAUUAGCCAAAGUAAUUAUCUCUGUUGUAAACAAAAGAAUGUGACAUUUUAAUUCUGCGUGAGCCUUACUACGGAUAUAUAUAUAUAUAUAUAUACUUUCUGAGUGUGGCUACAAUGACUUGCCCUCGUUAAAUAUUUUGAUAUGGAACAAUAUAAUGUGUGACAAAUGAUUAUUAUUGAUUAUGUUGA